GCAGAGUCCGGGGUCUUCUUGCAAGGGAGUCCCUGCGAGCUGCCCUGCUGAGCCUGCGCUGGGGCGCGCCCCCUUUAAGGGGCGGGGAAGGGGCGGGGCCUGGCCCCGCUCUCCCAGGGUGCCCCGCGCGCGCGCGCGCCGGCAGUUCGGCCACGUCCCUGGCCACGUCGCGGGCGAUCUCGCCAUCUUCGCCGCUUCCUCUCAGGGGCCGCCGCCUCCUGAGCCGCCCAGCCCCGGGGCCGCCGCGCUGCGCCGACCGCCACCGCCGCCGCCGCCAUGAACAUUUUCCGGCUGACUGGGGACCUGUCCCACCUGGCGGCCAUCGUCAUCCUGCUGCUGAAGAUCUGGAAGACGCGCUCCUGCGCCGGUAUUUCUGGGAAAAGCCAGCUUCUGUUUGCACUGGUCUUCACAACUCGUUACCUGGAUCUUUUUACUUCAUUUAUUUCAUUGUAUAACACAUCUAUGAAGGUUAUCUACCUUGCCUGCUCCUAUGCCACAGUGUACCUGAUCUACCUGAAAUUUAAGGCAACCUACGAUGGAAAUCACGAUACCUUCCGAGUGGAGUUUCUGGUGGUCCCUGUGGGAGGCCUCUCGUUUUUAGUCAAUCACGAUUUCUCUCCUCUGGAGAUCCUCUGGACCUUCUCCAUCUACCUGGAGUCCGUGGCUAUCCUUCCGCAGCUCUUUAUGAUCAGCAAGACUGGGGAGGCCGAGACCAUCACCACCCACUACCUGUUCUUCCUGGGCCUCUAUCGUGCUUUGUAUCUUGUCAACUGGAUCUGGCGCUUCUACUUUGAGGGCUUCUUUGACCUCAUUGCUGUGGUGGCCGGCGUAGUCCAGACCAUCCUAUACUGUGACUUCUUCUACUUGUACAUUACAAAAGUACUCAAGGGAAAGAAGCUCAGUUUGCCAGCAUAAGUGCCAAAGACCAUCACCAGCAUCUGUCCUUCAGGGUGCUCGGACAGAAUUCUUACCACAGCAAAGGCAUAAGAUGCUUGAUACGGAAAAUCAGAAACUUAACUCUUUUGUUGCAGAUAGUCAUCAGUGGCUCUGUAAAAACGCAGAGGAAAAGAGCCAGAAGGUUUCUGUUUAAUGCAUCUUGCCUUAUCUUUUUUUAUUACUGUGUACAAAGAUUUUUUUACACAAAGAAACUUAAUGCUGUAUUAAUAAAUUCAGUGUGUAGCUUCAAUUGGGAUAGUUCCAAAAGUGAAGAUUUUGUGAGGAAUAAGUGCAAAUUUUUUUUAUUUUAAAAAAUUCUUUGAAACUCUUAAGUCUUUGUGUCUGCAAUGAAAUUGUACUCCUUGACAGUUGAUAGAUUAUAUAUUCUUCCAUCCCUCAAACUUGCAUUCCACUAUAUUUAUUUUUUGGCAAAAGAUGAGCUGUAUUUGUUUGAAAUCUGAGACACUAUGUUCAAUUGGAUGUAUCUGUUCAAAUUUAUUCCCACGUGAUGUGGAAGUCCUUCGUUGGAUGUCACACUACUACAUUUAAGGUUGGUAAGGAUGACUUGGAGGUCCAUGGUUUUCAUUACCAACAUUUUAAGAUUCUGAAUGUCGAUGGAGUCUCACUGAAGAGUCACCAAAGGUGCCUGCCCUCCUCCCCUGCUGGGAAGUGUCAGUUGGAGACUGUCCCAAGGGUGCUGAAGAAUCCAGUGGCAGGGGUUCUGGCUGCUUUCCAUCUGAGUGUGGGAUGGGAGGGGUGUUCAUGAUCAUUUGGAUAUAGCAAUCUACUCUGAGAAAUGGAACACAAGGAGUUACCUAUCACUUUCACUUAUAAUUCCAAAAGAUGACUACAACCAUGUCCAUGCUCAGAUUCAAACAGUUUUCCAUAUCACUUUUGGGUGGUAAGAUGAUUUACAAUUUUUUUUUUAAUUGGCAGCACCACUAACCAUUCCUUACAUUCUUUUUUGUAUGUGUGGUUUUCUUUUUAUUUAACCCACAGCCGACAUCAUAGUUUCUUGUUUUGUUUUGUUUUACAGAGCUGUUGCAUGACUUAUGUUACCAUCCUAAAAAACACUAUAUUAAACAUGGAAUAAAUUGUCUUUUUAUGAAUUAGGCUUUUUGAACAUCCUGUGUUGGGAUUUUUUUGUUUUUCAAUUGGCAACAAAAGCUCUGUAGGGCUGCAGACAUUUAAAGUUCACAUAAUCAUCUGUAAGACAUUAUGUAUUUUGUGGAAAUACUAGAAUUUUUUUCCUGAUUUUGCCAUUAUAUGGAUUUGCUAUUUUUUGAUUAAUGCAAAAGUAUAUGACUUUGUUUUUUAUGUGAUAUACCAUAAAUAUUAAAGUGUUGAAUACUAACAGUGCUGACUACAAGAAGGAUGUAGUAUUUUUGCUUUCUGCAUUACAACGUCUUCUGGAGGAAGGGAGCAGGAUGAGUUUCAUUUGUAUCUAGUGUGUGUCUUAACAUCUUUCUAAAUCGGCAGUGUAACUGCAUAGUUUAACUUCCUGUCUGUCUCCCUCAUUUUACUCUUCCCUCCUUGCCUUAUGUUUUGGCUUUUGUGUAUCAGAGCAUCUUUCUUUGCAGCAUCCUAGUCUUGCUUCAGUUUCUGUGGUCUCUUUUCAUCCUGCUUGAAGAUUCGGAGUGUGGAAGGAGGCUAGGAAGUCUGGUGCAGUAGGUGAGCAGACCUCUUGCUGCCCAGCCCAGGGUGGGUGGGGCGCACACCUGUCUUUAUGCAUGCAAAUCCGAUACACCUGGCGCAUCCUCUGGAGAGCACAACGCAUGGAAAGGUCUGGAAGCUCUGUGUAGCGAUUCCUUCUGCAGUCAUCCUACCCAAGUUAAAGUAACUUUGGCUAUGUUACCACCGUUUUGGUCACCCAGGAGGACAUCUUAGCAAGGGUGCCUGCGAGGGAGUGUGGGACUGGGCCUCAUCCUCGCCGGCGUUGGAAACCAAGGCCUUGUAUGCCACGCCUUAUAAAGCACUGUUUCACAGUUACUUUCACUUCCCGAAUAAAGGUUACCAGGUAAUUAA
Molecule: messenger RNA, 2961 nt
Organism: Pan troglodytes (chimpanzee)
Lineage: Eukaryota; Metazoa; Chordata; Mammalia; Primates; Hominidae
Gene: KDELR2
Product: KDEL endoplasmic reticulum protein retention receptor 2
Exons: 5
Coding region: 277-915 (212 amino acids)
Biological process (GO): protein retention in ER lumen
Cellular component (GO): membrane
Molecular function (GO): ER lumen protein retrieval receptor activity
Source: RefSeq, a predicted model, not a curated record